UGAUUUAUACUUGGAGUGCGGAAAUAUGUCUGUGUGUUUAUGAAAAUUACGCAGCUCCAUGGGACAACUAAUAGUUAUGUGAGUGGCUAGGUGGCAAUCACAACGAGCGCUACUCUCUUCCCCACCGAUUUCUCGCUAGCCUGGAUAAGUUGGCUCGUAUAGCUCUGCGGUCCCAGAAUCGCAUUGCACAAAACCGCAGCUCGUUGGCAGGAAAUCACUGCAAGGGCCACUGCAGCGUAUCUGGGCCAGGCAACCAGGAAAGCUGGAAUAUGCUGAGCCAACUGCCUCUCUUCGCUGGCGGCGAGAUUGUCCGGGGAUUCGGACGCGGCUCCAAAGAACUGGGCAUUCCAACAGCUAAUUUUCCACUGGACGUGGUGAAAUCUCUGCCGGAAACCCUGCCCACGGGCGCAUACUACGGUUGGGCGAAUGUGGACAACGGACCCGUUUACAAGAUGGUUCUUAGUAUCGGCUGGAACCCCUUCUACAACAACAAGGAGAAGAGUGUGGAGACGCACAUGCUGCACGACUUCAACUGCGACCUGUACGGCCAGAUACUAAAGAUCUGCAUAGUGGGCUAUCUGCGCCCGGAGCGCAGCUUCGACUCCCUGGAAUCACUGAUAGCCGCCAUCCAGAACGAUAUCGCAACGGCGAAGGAACUGUUGGAGCAGCCUGACAAGGCCAAGCUGAAAGAGGCUCCCUACUUCGUCGAGAAGCUCUGACGGAGAGGUUAAAAUGAUUAUUCCAGAAGCUAUCUUAUCACAUCGAAUAUCGACCCAAGUACUUAAGCUGGCUGUUUGCAUUAAAUUCCGAUUCCCUCAUCAUGACACCAAAAA
This is a messenger RNA of Drosophila kikkawai, 833 nucleotides long. RefSeq names its product Riboflavin kinase (gene Rfk). Gene Ontology annotation, molecular function: riboflavin kinase activity. The record is from RefSeq and is a predicted model, not a curated record. Lineage: Eukaryota; Metazoa; Arthropoda; Insecta; Diptera; Drosophilidae. Gene Ontology annotation, biological process: riboflavin biosynthetic process; FMN biosynthetic process. Gene Ontology annotation, cellular component: mitochondrion.